UUACGUGCUCCACUACCUGAACAAGGACAUGAACGAGAAAAAGUGAGAAAGCGAGUUGAGGGACGAGCUGUGGUUCAUUGAGUUCGGUCGCGGGGCGGCGCUGCCGUUGACUCCGGAGGAAGCCCCGGCGGACGGGGAGCCAAUGGUCCCGUGCGCCCAGGGUCGCGUCAUCGUCGAAACGGCGCGUCCGGCGCUUCCGUAUUUCGCCACGUGUACCAGUUAUCGUCGGCAAGUGGCGAUAACCAGCACCCCGAUCGAGAUAGCCAGUAUAUCUGGUACGUUCUCGAGUACCACACAGACCGAUCAACAGUCAACGGGUUCUGGCAGCAACAGAGGCGCCAUCAGUAAGAUCCCGAUGCUUCCGGCUCACAGUACCGCGGCCAGACCAGAAGACCUCGGUGUAACGCCCUGGUACCUCGAGGAUUACCCUACCAUAGAUUCCUCGCCGGGGCCCAUGGGCGAUCGGAGCUCGUAUCCCUCGUACUCGCACAUGGACACGGAAAUGAAGCCGGAAAGCACGUCCACGAGGAAUAGCAGCAUCGACAGCGAGGUACCACGACCUGGUCCAGCGAGUACCGCACCUAGGAAGGCGUACAUGGAUCUGAGAGACGCCAUCGCUCUGCUGGACGAAACCUGCCCGAACCAGGAGCCCAGUCCGUCCCUCACGCCGAGAACACCCAGGACCCCGUUAACGCCACACCCGAGGAAUAAACGGGCGCGAUCUAAGAGCAGCGACAACUCAUCGAACUAUAGCAGCGAGAAAUUAAACGAUCGGUCGUUCGAGAAAGAGGGUAAGGAGAAGAAGAGACCGUUUUUGAAGAAGAUCGGCAUCUCGAAGACGGAGGACAAACCGUUCCUGGCGAAGCUUGCGCCUAAGAUAACAGGCAAGCCUUACUUGGAGAAAAUCGGGCCUAGCAAGGCGGUGGAGAAACCUUUCUUGGACAAAAUUGGCUCGUCGAAGACGUUGGAUAAAUUCAUAUUCGAUACUCCGCGUUAUGAAAGGUGGGGCAUUAAGAAUGAAACGUGCGUGGAGGAAACAACGACGAAGACCGAGGAAACGAAGAAGGCGGAGGAGAGAAGGGUUCAGAAGAACAUGAGAGUGGAGCAAUCGUUUGACGUUCAACGUAGAAGAUCUGCUAAAGGUCCUUUGUUGAAGAUGUAUUCGUUCGAAACCGAGGAUCUAGAAUCGACUGUGCAAGUAAAGGAACUUCGAGAUCCUCUGAGAGGUGCCUCUUUGGACGAUGUCCUGGACUCCGGGCCUAGCUCUUUGCCAUUGGAUACUACCACCACGACGGAAGAGUCGCCUAAAUUGGAAACGAAGGAACGGGCUAGCAAUGGAGCUGAAUUGCUCAUGUGUCGCGUUACGACCAGCGAGGAAAUCAUUUUUACUAACGCAAGUGUCAGUUCUGAUAAAGAACUUAAUAGCUGGGACAAUUCACCAAGAAAAAGAUGGCUGCUGAAGAGAGAUCCAUCGACACCAAGGACACCUAUUCAUCGAAAGGUGAUCCAAAACUCCCAAGCCGUUGAACAGACGCAAGAUAGCGUUCCCAAUUCACCAGUGAAACGUCCAAUCUCAUCUGUUCUGCCAGAUCAAAAUGAAUCACAAGCUGACUCAUCGGAGAAAAAUAUUUAUUCGCCAAUGAAGACCAGAAGACAGACGUAUGAGGACCUGCUGGACAGGAAUGGCAAGGAUCAGGGUGAAAAACCUAGCAAACAGGCGCAGUUUGAGAGAAGAGGCAUUUCUUCGGAUAAUCUUUUGUCCAAGGAUCGCUCUAUCGCUUCUCUUGGAUAUCAAGAAAGAGACCAUGUCGAAAAAACUAGGGAAGCAUCGUCGGAGGAUUCUCUGGCGCAUAGGAUAGGUCAGGAGUAUUCCAAAGAAACGUUCAAACAGCUUCAGGAUAAGUUUAAGUACCAUGAAAUUCCUACUGAAACGUACGCAGACUUCAAAAGACGCACAAGAGGCAAUGUUCAGAGCAUAAUUGGAAGGCAACAGGAACGACUAAAAGCGAAUAACAUCGCGCCGGAUGCUCGUGACAAAAGUCCCAAGGAUCCUACGUCAAAAACAGACGAAGCGUCAAAGUCAGUAAGUUCGACUCCCGCUAAGAUGGAAACAGAUUCGACUUCGGGAAGCAAGAACGAAGUGGUACGAGUCCAUGGAGGUACAGUUAGGUCUGUACUGAAGAAACAACAGGGAAUAGAUCACCCUAGUGAUCAGGACUCGGAUACAAAUUCAUCCAUAAGGCGACCAAAGAGAAGGAUCUUCCACGAACCGUCACAAGAGACGAUGGACUUGCUGACUGAGCUAAGAAAGGUGAAAAGUUUGCUAAAGACUCCGUCAUGGGAGAAAGAGGAUCUUGAACUGGAUAAAAAACCAGUUCGACAGCCUAAGCGUAUUCUGCUGACUGACAAGGAAUUCUGUCUGUCUGUUGAACGGGAAAAUAGCAUUCGCCGUCCAUCGAGGGUGAUCAAUUCCCUAGAAAGAACAGAGGAAGGACAGCUUGAUAGGAAGCAAGAGGAAGAUGGGCAAAAAGAGAAGGAGAAAGAGGAAGAAACGAAGGAGUCCGAUGGAGGAAUUCCUGGCCCGGCUCUGUUUGAGAAGAAGUGUUUGUCGUUGGACUAUGCCGACGAGGAGAAACCACAGAAACCAGAAGCUAGAGCUAUUUCUUUGGCUUCUGCCAGGAAUUUGCCUUCGGAGGUUGAGGAAGCGGUCGAUUACUCGAAUGUAGCGUUGAUAUGCGACUCCAAAAGCUAUUCCUCCGAUGUUUUCAACACUCCAUCCGAUGAAACUAACGAGAAAGAGCGCGGUAGCGACUCGGAGAAAAACGUUCCGAAGAAUAUGAGCCAGAAUCACUGCGCUGAAGUCGAUAUCGCUAUUCCUAUCGAUCAGAAGGCAAGCAGUCCGAAGGGUAGGGUUCAGAUUCAGGGUAGGACUAGCGAUCUUUACGAGAUCAUAUCCCCGAGAUCAACGCCAUUCCGAGUAAAAAAGCGACUCGGCAAGAUCUCUGUCGAGGAGACGGUCAAGCCGGAGAGUUUCACCCUAGGUUCUAAGGUCGACUGCCGAUCCACCGUUGCCCAGAAACGGACCAAGUGCUUCCCUUUAUAACGCACGCCGACCUGCCAGUGGGCGAAACGCUCUCUGACGACGUCCUGUGUUUGGCGUUCACUCUGAACGAAAUUCGGGCCGAGAAUAAUGGCAAAUCUGUUGGUCUCGUUUAACUCUUCUGAUAAACAUGGAUAGUGAGAUCGAUCUUGGAGAUUUGGAGAAUUGUAAUAUGGAUGGUUGUAGACUGCUUCCGAAUCCAUCUUUAUUUCUCGAGUACCGUUUUUUCGCUGUUUAAACAAAUCUCUCUUUUCUUUCAACAGUGAUCAUAAUAACAAUAAGUUGUUCCAAUAAGAUUGAAAGAUGAUUAUCUAUGAGGAAUUUCUGAAUUCUGACAAGUGCUUCUGGUUAUUGAUCGUUAAAUACAGCGAUUCCGCCGCGGUUGUUAAGAAUAAAUUUAAUUUGAUAAAUAACAAAUGUGUUAUAAAAAAUUAAACGACGAGUAUCAGGAGGGUUAACAUGGCCUGGUGUACUGCCACGCCCUUAUCUCGCUCUCAAUUUCUAUCAGGGCGAAAAUAGCAAUCAACGUUCGCAGUUGUUCUUGGGGAUAAUCAUACGAACUUAAAUUCAACUCUCGUUUCUUUUUUCUUCUUUCUUUUAUCGACAAACACGAUCAAAAAGUACAUAAAAGCAGGACGAUAAUAUUUCCUAGGAAACUAUCGAGAAGAACUUAUCUACAUUUUUGAUUCUCAAUAAAGUUAUGAUUUUCGGAACGUCCAUUUUCUCCAAGAUGCAAGCGAUUAGAGAUGGAGAGAAUUUCCUUAAGGCUCGAGAGUCGUCAGUGCUUCACACUUACGCAGAUAAUAUUCUAAAAACGCAUCCCGACCACUUUUUACCCGACGUUUCGCGAUAGGAAACGGCUCGAAGAAGCUCGACAGAUCGACGCGAAAUUUUCCACGCAGUGUAUUAUAUCCGAACAUCCGACAACGACGAAAAAACGGUGUCGCGCGCACACUUCCGCCUGUCGAGCAGUGCCUUGUUCGUGGAUAUAUUUAUUUAGACAAAAAUGAGAAAAAACAAAAAAACGAAGAAAAGAUUAAGCGAAAGAAUUACGAAGAAUCCUAUCGAACGAUAAUUAAGUAAAAAUGAAGAAAAAAAGAGAAAAAAAAAUCACAAAAAAAAAAUAUAUAUAAUAUAUAAUAUAUAUUCCGACUGCGGGCCGGAUUUUCUGAAUGGGUCCAUGGAGUUGUGCUUUCGAUUACGCGCAUCACGAAUGUUCUUCGACGAAUUUUUGAGAAAAAGGAAACUUUCGCCAAGCUUCCGAAAUUAUAUGCGAAAGCAGAAUGACAUAGAAACGCGAAUUUGUACUCUUUUCGAAAAUCUAUUUGGAUCAAAAACUUCGUUCAAGUUAGUUAUGCUGCUUGAAUUCGACGGAUCGGUAAUAAGACUUUAAGUUUGAAUUCGUACAAGUCGAGUUACUUAACUUUCCAUUCGAUAAUUUCUCUUUAGGUGAAUAUUUCUAAUGAAAAGUAGAGGAGGGAGCAGUUGCGUACGUAAAUGAAACGUUAAUUAUAUAAUUAUAAACAUAAUUUGUAAAAUCCAUAAGUAUAAUUGUAAACGUAAUUUGUAAUCUAUCCUGUGAUGUAUAUCGUAUAACGUAAGGCAAAAUCACCUCAAUGGAGAUUAAAGCUGUCCUAGUAAGAAGAAAGUAAAUUGCGUAAAAUCCUCGCGUCCGCGAGCAAACUUCGAUUUACUCGAAUUUGAAUUGUUUGAACGUGGGUAACUCGGCUAAUCUGAACGAAGUUAAAGGGGACGAUCGUGAACAGAAGAGACUAGGGAAUCUCGCGAGAGAGUGCAACUCCCACGCUUGCCAAGCCUAUUCCCUGUUCGGCGAAGCGCGUGACGUUUUAACGACGUAAAGAAAAACGUAAUAUAUUAUAUUGUAUCGGAGAAUAACAGAUUGUUACGUUCCUCUUAUAAUUUUCUAGAGGUAGAUAGGAUCGAUAAACGACACUCAAUGGAAUAAUACGGAAAGUAAAGAAUAAAUGUAGAUAUAUAAAUAUAAAUAUAUAUAUAUAUAUACACACAGGCAAAAAAUACAAUGACACGUAAGGAAAAAAAAAAAAGAAAAAGUGGUACAUACUAUCGUUACUCCGAUGGAAUAUUUGUACGUAUUCUAUAUACUAUAUAUAUAUAUUAUAUAUAUGACUAUUAGAGACUAAAGCGAGUUGGUAUAUAUGUAUAUAUAUACUUGCCACGUGGUGUAUACGCGUAUGUAUAUAUAAAUAUAUAUAUAGAAGCGUAUGUGUACCUAAAUAGGUGUACUUGUACGGAUCCUAUAGUUGACGAAAUGUGCCAAACAAAGAUACGAUUUAUUGUAUGUUAUGGAGUUACUUUUAUAUACAUAUAUUUAUACAGAGGGUUUACGUAAAGUAUAUAAAACCCCGAAUUGAAGAUUCUUAACGUAUUCUAAGUGUAGAGAAACUCUGUCAAUGUGGUACGCGGCGUGAAGUACGUCGCGCCCUUUUGUUUAACCGAUGUACAGGAUGGUCCACUUAUUACGAUCCUUUCAAAUAUCUCUUUUAUAUUUAAGGAGAGAGAAAGGAGAAAUAUCCAUAAUGCCGAUGACACCAAUAGGCUGAAAAGUUAUUUGAAAUAUAAUUUACGAAAGAAACGAUCUAUCGCAAUUAAAUAUUCAAUCGAUUCAAUUGGCAUAUAGAAAUUCUGAAAUGCCACGUUUGCAAUUCAAUGUGAAAUUUUGAGCGAUCAACGCUAUACGAUUAUAUUAAUACCGAAUAAUUAAUUUAUUUACGUUGAUCGUUGACCAUUGCUUUUCUCAUCCAAAAAACUGCAACCAUCGAUAACAAAAGAUAACAGUGUCUUUUUUGAUAAACCGAUAAAAUUCUAGCUACAGAGUAUCAACCGCGAGAAAGCUCGAAUUAUAGCGAAUUUUAAUCGACGAGUGAACUCGCGUGAACCUGAGUUCAUCUCGCGAGACAUUUGCCUUCGUAAAGUUGUAAAAAUCGUCGUCCUUCGCCGUCUAUCUUCUUCGUUAUCGAAAACGGAGUAUACUUGAAGCGAUCGUGGUUUAUGGAUUAUCCUCCAUAUAUAUGCGUAUAUAUAAUAAACGAAUGUGUAUGUGAGUAGAAUAAUAAGAGAGCAGAAAAUUCGCGCAGUGUCGGUAGAACAGAUAUUAAUCGAGCUCAAACAUCGUCUUCGAUUCGAGGAAUUAUAGAUUUUGAAGAAAACGCUCUGUAUCGUUACGUGAGCGCGGACGCAUCCACACGAUCGUAGGUGUUUAAACGCGCGUGUAACAAGUACACGCGAAUUGUCCAUUGCACAGGUGAAGGUGCUCGUGCAGAUUACGUGUACACGUUCGUGUACCUAUACGAGCGGAUAUCGUAUAUGGUACUUACACGUACACGCAUUCUCAUCGACUAUAAUUUUAUUUCAAAAUCACUAUCCACCCGUGGUACUCGUUGUUUCUCCGCCAGUUUACCCCUUUUUCUUUCGACGUACUAAAAUUUAGAAAAUCAUAGAAACUUGCUAUUUUAACGUCUCUGCGAUAAUCGUCGGAUCGAUUAAGGAAUCUUUUCCUGAAAUUAUUACUUUUUAUCGUAAGAUCGUGGUAACUUAGCUUCUUUGAUUAUUCUCCGACUUUUGAGAAUAAUUCGUGAAAUAAUCGGAUAAUAUAGUUUCUUCUCUGUUUGCUCGGUCAUUUUUCUUUUUAAUUAUAGAAAUUUAAUUAUAAAAAUUCGGUCAUUUUGCGCGAAGAAACUUAAUUCGUUAUCAGAGUUAAGAUUUUUCUUAUCUGAUACGACAGUAAAGUGUAUCGUUGAUCGAUUCGUACGAAUCUGUUAGAAUUAAAAGCAACGAGUACCUACUUGCUCGUAUGAAACAUAAUUCACGAUUUUCUUGUUCGGUAAACCCCGUGCAAUGCGCAUCGUUUACGUUCGACAAAGUGCAAUCAAAAAACAUGGUGAGGCAGGGUUCGCGUUCUAAUUCGGGGCAUAAAUCGUCCAGACUCGUUCUUAACUUGGAAAAAGUGAGAGGAACAUCACAACAGCUAUCCGUCCAUCUUAUCGGCUGUCCAUGCUCUUCGUCUGUGUGUGUACCGCUAGAAACGCGUGCUUCUCGUCUACGUAUAUAGUUGUCUAUGUAGAACAUCCUUUGCUUUGCCAUAACAAGACCGGAUGAAAUUGAGAAUGAUAAUCGAAGAAAAGUUAUUUUCAUUUAUAAGAAAGACUUGAAUAGAUGCUGCACUGUUUAAGAGAAAUUUAAGGAUCACGUAAUGUAGCAGAAGAAUAUAAAUUUGGAAGAAUAUCAAGGAAAUCUAGAAACAGAGUAUUCUGCUAAUAAUUACGAAGAAAAGAAUUUUUUUUAACAAAGUAAAAAAAAAAUCUUCAAAAACUGAUAGACGAAAAUUACUUUUCAAAUACUUUCGUUCGAUGUACUCGGAAACUAACUAAAAAUCAUCGAACAAAGUUUCAUCGACUCUUUCGGGUCUUGAAAUUUGAUUUUCAAAAUGAAAAGUUUCCAUACUUCUGGUGCUGAAAAUUCAGAGAAAAGAUUAUUUAGAAUUAGCAAAUAAAAAGAAUAUUCCUUAAGGAUAAUCUAUGUCAGGCACGGAGGACCAGAAAUGAAAAUGAAUUUUGCCUCAAUGGACGACAAAUCGAAUCGUAGAUAUUCGGAAUAAAAGCAACGCAAGGUAGAUGAAAAGCACGCAGAUCCGUUCUAAAGUAUUAAAAGACACAGAUCAAAGAUUCGCGAGGAGUAGAGAUCGUUGUAUUCGGGUUUUAAACUAAGUACGUUUCUUUCUCGCGGGCGAGAUUUUAGCGGCCGAGAACGAAACCCUAAACACGUCCAUUCGUCACGGUCGCAUGCAUGAACUUUUAAAGUUUUAUUGAAGAAGAAUUUAUGGGCCGUAUUAGAAAGUUAGCCGUACGAUUUUCUUAAUCCCGCUGGAAAUUUUCGCGCUCUAAUGAAUUUUAACGAUUUUACGCCCCAAUCAAUCGGAGAUUGUUUUUAUUCGAUUAUUCUAUCACAUUUUACUGGAGAUUUUAUCGAGCUUCGUUGCUACGAAAAAAUAACGAAGAUUCUUUUAAAAAAGAAAGGAUUUCUUUUUUCUUUUUUUUUUUUUUUCUUUUGUUCGUUACUCCUGACGAAUUUUUUCUAUCGUUGUUUGGCCGAAUGGUUGCUAAUGUUUUAAUAUUUCAAGGGAAAGUGGAAUACCGAAGUGUGGUAUUAUAAAAACGGGAAAGAUUUUGAUAUCGAAUGAUUGGAUAGUUGUUGUUACACUAAAAUAUAUAGUAUAUUUUAUUUGUUGUAAAAGAAAGAUAAUAUAUGAAUGCACAUGUGAGACAACGCAGAUGCUUUUGAAACAUAAACGUACGAAUACUUGGACUAAUCGACAAUAUGAUGCAAAUGACCUAACGUUUAAUGUUUCUUUCAAGCUCGUUGAAAGCAUGUACAGAUUUAUUAGAUUUUUUAAAUGUUGAAUGUUUAUGUUGUCCAAUUGAAAAUGUAUUCUAAGCGAACGAAUCUCUUGCAAGAUGUACUAAACUUGAAGAUACGUAUCGUUCGAGCUUCGAGUAUUUAAAUUACGCGCGCAAUUCACAAGCCGAAUCUCGGAACUUUGGACGCGUAUGUCUUUCAGACGAUGAUAGUUCUUUUUUUUUUUUCGUGUGCGAUUUUUGGCAAUAAAAUUAAACGUCUCGUUUUACGUGUAUGGCAAGGUGCAAAAAUCCCUAUUUCUAUGGUAAAUGCCAAAGAAUUAAAAAAUACGGAAACAAGAGAGAAAUGCGGUAAAACAGAGGAACGACGUAUCUCUGCGUUUUUUCUUUUUCUUAAAAGGGACAUUAUUUUUCUUCGAGUAGCGGGAAACAUCUGAUUGCAAUUCGUAUAUAUGAGAAAAUACAUUUUUGACAUUCUACUGCUCUGUUCGAGUCAAUAGAAUCUUCAUCUAAAUAUUUUUUCCUUCGUCUUCUUUUUUCUUUUUUUUUUUUAAGAUAUCAUACAUCGCUUAAAUAAAGUUAAAUUAAAAAACACUUAAUCCCGCUCUGUAAGCGUCGUUCCUCUUAUUGUUAAUUAACAAACACUUUGAUUAUAAUUUUCGAAAAAUGACGAACGAAGCAAGAAUAUUUGUAAAAGUUCUACUAAUCAAAAAUGAAUUUCAUAAAUCUGACUGUCACCACACGACGAAUGCAUAAAUUUUCUAAUCUGCUAAUCUGGUUAACCGCUUACGACGAAAUGAAAAUUUGUAAUGCGGGUUCGUCACAAAAGUGAAGAGAAAUUAAUUUUUAUUAGAUAUAAUUAUCAAUCAGAUUCGAGUGAAUUUGAUUUUAAUAAGAGUAUUGGUAUUUUUGCAUUGUUAAUAUCACGUAAUUAUAAUAUAUAAUAUAGCGAUACACGUAAAAUGAGAUUGCAACGCGAAAUAGAAAGAAAAAGAACGACGUUGUCGCGAAUCGAGUGACAGGAUGAAUUUUUUAAAGCACAAGACGUUAAAGCGUUCAAGAACUCAUUUUCACCAAGUUUGUCAUAUUUGCAAUUUCUCCCUUCCGUGCAUCGUUUUGCCCGAAAAAGUACGAGAUGCCAUGAAAAAACGUUGAGAACGAGUUCUAAAUGCAAUCCAUUUAUCGAACUGACAUUAAAUGGCGAGCGAAUGAGCGACGUUUUGUAAAUUGUGUGAUAAGUGAUUUAAAUAAAAACACGAUGUGGUACAUUUUGUGUAACAUUGGUACAUUGUUGUAAAUAAUAAAUAGAUCGUAUGUUGUA
Bombus impatiens (common eastern bumble bee) is the source of this 9814-nucleotide messenger RNA. RefSeq lists its product as uncharacterized. NCBI's taxonomy places the organism in Eukaryota, Metazoa, Arthropoda, Insecta, Hymenoptera, Apidae. The transcript has 2 exons. Bases 143 to 3103 code for a protein of 986 amino acids. The record is from RefSeq and is a predicted model, not a curated record.